This is a messenger RNA of Bemisia tabaci, 2783 nucleotides long. The record is from RefSeq and is a predicted model, not a curated record. NCBI's taxonomy places the organism in Eukaryota, Metazoa, Arthropoda, Insecta, Hemiptera, Aleyrodidae.
CCUAAGGCGCAGUUCCUUCGGUAUGGGUGCAAGCAUGCGAGCGUAGUGAAGUUGUAGAGGUUGCAAAGACUGCCAUGUUAGAAGUUUUAUUUCAAGUGCUCUUAUGCACUCUUAUGAACAGAGAACAUCAAAGUUUAGUGUAAUGGAUACUAAUUUGAAAUCAAAAGCUGAUGAUAAUUUAGUAAGCGAAAGAUCCCUGCGGCGAUGCACGUGCGGUAGUCCUCGAUACGACUUUCAUCAGAAUGUUUCGAAGUCCAUGAACAUGGUAUCUACGACUCCUCGGAUUUAGAGAUUUAUAAAGUUUGUUUCUGACUUGAACCCACCACGUUUCACAAUGAAUUUGAUAAAAGACUUCAAUUCAAGAUCCGGUCAUCCAGUGUCCAGAAAUAAGUUGCACCUUCAAAUCUCGUUGCAUAAAUGUUUGGUUUUACUAUGUAUCAACUUCGUCCGAACCUCGGCGGAGGAUGGACAUCCUGAGGUACAGCACCCUGAUCAGGAGGUGAAAAUUGGGAACUACUCUCUCCAAGACACAUUUCUCCAAGAAAAAAAACUGACACCUGACGAGUUCCAAAAAAUUCUUUCUGAUCAUAAAAUCAUCCCAGAUUGCAUUGAUACGUCUCCAAACCAAACAGUCCAGAUUCAAUUCUUUUAUGGAUACAUUGUAAAAUUAGGAAAUCUGAUUCCACCAGAAAACAUAACGGACCAUUCGCCGCAUUUCGUAAAAUGGCCGGGGACGUUCAAAGACUUUUUCACUUUGAUAAUGGUAGAUCUAGACGAGCCCUCUCGAUCAGAUCCUGAUAAGCGUGAAUGGCUUCACUGGAUGAUAGUCAACAUUCCAGGAUGGACGAGGUACUUAGGUGAACUCAAAUGUAGAUACGUCCCUCCUCAACCAAAAGCAGAAAGUGGGAUACACAGAUACGUGUUUAUUGUAUACAAGCAACCGGAGAAGCUAAAUUUUACUGGUUUGAAGCUGAUUAAUGAGACAAAGCACAGUGACCUCAGGAGAGGACACUUUUCAAAUCGCCAGUUUUCAAAGGAGUACGGACUAGGUGAUCCUUGGGCUAUUAAUUUCUUUCAAGCCAAAGAGUACGUUCCACCCAAAGAUGGAAAGGCUCAAGAAGCGGGUAGGCAAUUACCCUUCACAAUUGCCGUAGCGGGCCCUGGAAGAGGUCCUUAUGCCAGAAUUUGGGGUUCGAGUUUGGCCCCUUUCUAAUAAUUCACUACAAACCCGCUAGUUUCAUGCUUAGGCCGCCUGUAUGUAUGUUGUAACUGCUGACUAUAUACCUCGACACUGAAAAAAAAUCUUAAAUUUUCCGCCAAGGUAUUUUUUUCCUGGAAUCAAGAAUGAUGAUGCUUAAUUAUUUCAGCCACUGUUUUAUUAAACCAAGCACGUUUUGUCUUAUUCAUGGAAGAAUUCAGCUUGAAUAAGUAGGGGGAAAAAAAUCUUAGCUGCAAUCUCAAGAAUCAUCAUGCUCAGGAGCCAAGCACUCUUUUUUCAGUGGAUUCGUAAUUGUGGCUUACUGCUCAUUAUGCGUAAAGUAUGUUAAAUCAUCAAAAGAGGGUUAAAAUUGGAUGCACAUAUACGAGAGAUAAGUCCAUCUGUGAAAAAACUCAAUUUCUGUUUAUUUACUGUGUUUUAAUUUAAUUAAUACGGCAUUAUCGUGUGUAUUUUAAUUACUUACUAAUAGAUGCUACAUUGUUCAGAAAGUGGUAAAUUGAUGGCUGAUAGUACUUAUGGAUUUUAUCUGUUUAGUAAUUUCAUCCUUUAUAUAAAAUGUUCAUGUACAAUAAAUAUAAUCCGAGUACUUUAUGAAUUUAGAGGCCUCACGCAUCAAUUUUCAUUUUAGUAUAUGCUAGCAUUAGAGAGAAUAAAAGAUUAACUUCACCAUUUUUAAAUGUUGGGCCUAAUAUUUGAAGUCGAACAUUUUGAGGCAGGAUGACUUUCAUCGAGAUCUGAAAAGCCCUAUUAUGAGUCUAAACUUUGCUCCAAACCGAAAACAGAAAGUCAAAGGUGAGACAUACUGAAGACUCGCCGACCCUUGCUGCUCGCAUUAAGACACGGCGAGACCUUUUAAUAAAACUUUUGUCAUCUGUUUUUGUUGGAUGUGCAGUUUAUACCCACGUGAAAAUGUAUCCAAAGAUUUCACACGUACACGGGAAUUUUCUUGAUAUAGGUAUUCAUGAUUAAUUAUAUAUGGGUUUGUGUUGGUAGCCGAGUGCUAGGAAUAAUGCAAAAAAAUGUUUUCAAAAAAAACACUUACAUUUUAUUAAUAAAGUACCGAAGCUUUUCGAGGCGGACGCCUCAUCGUCAGGGUAACAACAAAAUUAAUAUCACAAAGGCCGUUGCCAUACUUUAAAAUUUCAAAACUAGGUAACAAGUGAUAACAAGUAAUUAGAUCAGUCUUACUAAUCAAAACAAAGUCAAGUAUUAUCAAGUUAGUAUCUGUUUCUCAUCAUAGAUGGCAGCACAUUUUAGGUACAGGGGAUUAGUUGCCAGGUCUACUUCUUUUUGUACAUUUAAUAAUUCUUCCCCUCUUUUUACUGCCUUAGUUAUUUCAUAUUUCUCUAGGAUGCUAAGCAUUUUACUGUCCCUGUUUUUGUGUAGAAUUUUAAUUUCUUUUAUCUGAUGUUUUUCUGUUUUGAUGUGUUUAAAUACAUUCGAGGAUGGAAGAGUCAAGUGUUCAUUAACUCUACAGUUGAUUGAGCGCUCAGUUUUUCCAAUAUAUAUUUUCUUGCAUGAAUUACAAUCUAAACGGUAAACGCCAGUUAUUUUCUUACUAUUA